Molecule: messenger RNA, 1487 nt
Organism: Aspergillus sclerotioniger CBS 115572
Lineage: Eukaryota; Fungi; Ascomycota; Eurotiomycetes; Eurotiales; Aspergillaceae
Product: 5'/3'-nucleotidase SurE
Exons: 3
Coding region: 235-1245 (336 amino acids)
Cellular component (GO): P-body
Molecular function (GO): hydrolase activity
Source: RefSeq, a predicted model, not a curated record
AAUACCGUAUGUCUGGGGGGGACUUUCAAAUGCCCUGAGAGCAGAAGCAAUUCUUCUCUCCAGAACACUAAGGGCGGACCCAUCGAGUAGAGCGAGUGUGUGGGAAUAAUAGUCGCUGCUGGGCAAAAUCCGGUUCCAAGUCCGAGAUCAAUCAAUCAGUCAAUCAAUCCAAUUCUUCCUUAUUCUCUUCUUCUUCUUCGCCAAGCGAAUCCAACCUAUAGACUCCCAUUCAACAUGCAUAUAUUGGUGGUCAACGACGAUGGACCGCCGUCCCGCCGGCUGUCGCCAUACAUCGAGCCACUAGUGACGGCGCUCGAGUCCGCCGGCCACCGCAUCUCCGUGGCCAUUCCCGCCGCCUCCCGCUCCUGGAUCGGCAAGGCCCAUUUGAUCGAAGCCUCUCUGAAAGCCACCUACGUGCCCUUGGCCGCCUUCCGCGGCGACGGCACCUGGGACGACUCCUACCCAGCCGACGAUGAAGCCUCCGACUCCCCCUCUGACUCCCGCGACUGGGUCGUGAUCACCAACGGCACUCCCGCCAGCUGCGUCCAGCUCGGCCUACACAACCUCUUCGCCGACCGCGGCCCCAUCGAUCUGGUGAUCUCCGGCCCCAACCACGGCCGCAACGCCUCCACCAUCUACAACCUCUCGUCCGGCACCGUCGGCGGCGCCCUAGAGGCUGCCACGUGCGGCAAGCGCGGAAUUGCCAUCUCCUUCGGCAGCAAAGACGAACAGCCCCUCGACAUCAUCCAUGCCGCGGCCCGUCUCGCCGUCCGUGUCGUCAACCAUCUGAUCCGCAACUGGGAUGACCAGGUCGAACUCUACAAUGUGAACGUGCCCAUGCGCGCUGACGUCGAAUCCAGACCUGUUGUCUGGACCCGCACUUAUCCGUAUUACUGGGCUCGAGGAUACUUGUACUCGGAGGUGUCGAGUGAUAAGGCUCCUGUUUUGACGAACGGUCACACCACCACCACCACCACCUCUACUAGUGAAGAAACCAACGGAGACGUCAAUGGCACCACCACCACCACCCCUUCAAAGACACCGACACCCAAACGCUCCGGUCUCAAACAGCGUGAUUUCGCCUGGGCCGCCGAGUUAUCCGAUAUGAAGAAGGCGUUGCAGGAGAGUGCCGAAGGAACGGAUGCGCACACCGUGUUGAGUGGGAAUACCAGUGUCACCGCCCUACGCGCCAACUUCUGGCACGUACCUGGCCUAGAAGGCCUAUUGCAUUUGGAUGAUGCAUGAUGACUGACUGACUGACUGAUGGAAUGGAACGUUCGGCUUGAUGGUUGGAUGAAAUCGUAUAUGUGAUCAGGAUCUGUCCUACUCCUACUACUACUACUACUACUACUAUUACUACUACUACUACCUAGAUACCCGCAAAGGUUCAUGUUUUGCUACCUCUUAGGUUUCUUGAAAUCUAUGACUGAGUUUUAUCUUUCUAUUAUUCUCGGUGGAAGUGGGGGUAUGCUUUUAUUUUUAUUUUU